AUGACCCGUUCAUUUAAAGAAAACAUACUUAGUACGAACAACUCUAAUUUCUUGCAAUUUCAAUCAAUAACAAAAUAUUUAGCUAAGCACAAAAAUGGGUAAAAGCGAAAAAAAAGCGAAGAAAAAGCACAAGAGCAAGCGCAAGGAGCACAAAGAGAAGCACAAGAAAUCAAAGAAGCAUAGCAAAAACAAGCUAACCAAAGAGGAGACGCCAAAGAUUGAGACGCCAAAUGGACGAGGAGCAGAAUGUGAAGGAGGAGAAAGAGGAGCUGCUCAUGUGGACACUGGUAGCGAGGAGGAUUUCGCCAUACCAAUAGCGUUGAUGAACAGCAAAUCGCAUGCUCCAGAAACGCCGGAGGAAUAUCAGCGUCGUCAGAGCCAAAUACGCCGUGAAAUAGAUCCCGUAACUGGACGCACACGUCUCAUCAAGGGAGACAGCGAGAUUUUGGAGGAGAUUGUGACCAAGGAUCGACAUCGCAGCAUCAACAAGGCGGCAACGAGCGGCGACGGGGAAUAUUAUGAAUCCCAAUCACAAAUCUUGGCCAAGCGUCAGAAGCCAAAUUAAAGACUUGACUUGUUCACAAAUUUCAAUAAUAAUAAUAUUACAAUUACAAUAAUAAUAAUAAUAGGUAUAAUUAAUAACUGUUACAUCUAAAUAAACAAAUUGUUGUUUAGCAUUUUUUUGGAAAUGUUAUGCCAAAACUUAAGCUA
Drosophila innubila is the source of this 711-nucleotide messenger RNA. RefSeq names its product ADP-ribosylation factor-like protein 6-interacting protein 4. The record is from RefSeq and is a predicted model, not a curated record. The coding region runs from base 95 to 565 and encodes 156 amino acids. The transcript has 2 exons. Lineage: Eukaryota; Metazoa; Arthropoda; Insecta; Diptera; Drosophilidae.